This is a messenger RNA of Cokeromyces recurvatus, 553 nucleotides long. RefSeq lists its product as uncharacterized. The transcript is spliced from 2 exons. The coding region runs from base 67 to 291 and encodes 74 amino acids. Gene Ontology annotation, cellular component: mitochondrial inner membrane peptidase complex. The record is from RefSeq and is a predicted model, not a curated record. NCBI's taxonomy places the organism in Eukaryota, Fungi, Mucoromycota, Mucoromycetes, Mucorales, Mucoraceae.
UUUUUUCAAAAAAAAAAAAAAAAAAGGUAAAGGAUAUACCAUUUCUUCUUUAUUCACAUUUAUUGAAUGACGACAGAAUAUAAAGAAUGGGAAGAAAAUAAAAUGUCAAAAAUAGCAUCAGAUUGCAAGCUAUAUGAAAUGGUUCAAUAUCAAUGUGAACCUAAUCUUGACCAUCUAGAAUGUACACCAUUCGUAAGACUAUUUCUACGAUGUACAGGAGCACCAACUGUAGAAGUGACACCUGAGUAUGACCAAGACGGUAAUCCUAUUUCAAGGUAUGAUAUACAAUGAUACAAUAGUACUAUUUUAAUAAUGUAUAUAAAUGCUUAGUAUAUCAUUGUCAACAGUAACGUCACCUUCACCGAAUGUAUUAAAAGAAGAGGAAGAGGAAAAGCUAAAAUCAGCUUGAUAAAUUAAUAAUAAGAGAUAAAUUAAUAAAUGCAUAAAGUUGAUUUAUCAUUUCCUCUAAAAAGAAGAUAUUUAUUUAUAUAAUAAUCUUACUUGAUUGUAAGCCUUAUUUCUUUUCUUUUUUUCUUUCUUUUUUUUUUUUUUU